Molecule: messenger RNA, 2373 nt
Organism: Adineta steineri
Lineage: Eukaryota; Metazoa; Rotifera; Eurotatoria; Adinetida; Adinetidae
Source: the annotation of a GenBank genome assembly
AUGACCAAGGGCGGCAGUGGUAAACCUAAAACACUAGGUCGUCUGAUAUUUGGCGAAAAGAGAAAACAACAUGCAUCACCAUCUCGUCAUCGUUCAUCCACACGUAAUGAAAAUAGUACACAAGAUUUACCAUCAUCGAAUGGUAUUCCAGCAAGUAAAAAUGCAAUAAAUUUACAUGAUUGGGCUAUUUGGCGAAUGCAAUUGAAUGAACAAAUGGGUUCGGGAAUGGGUGAACGACGAUCUGAUCUUAAACAUAUGCGACAAUUUCUUCAAUCAAAUCCAUUUUAUCAACAACAUAGUCGAGAUCGAUCCAAUGGUCACUCUAAUGGAGUUCGAUUACUUUUCUCAAUUCCACAUGCUAAACUUAAACCUGAAUUUUUAAAUGAAUCACAAGGAGGAAUUAAUAAAAUUGCUACUAUUAUUACUACUACUAAUAAUAAUAAUCAUGCUCAUAAUGAACUAGAAGAUACGGUAGUAUAUGACCAAAAGAAAAUUCGAUCAAAUAGUGAUGAUCGAACAACAACAAGUAUCAAUUCAAUUUCAGCAGUACAACCAAUGAUUGUUGAUAAAGCUAUUAGUCAUUUAAUACCUAAAGGAUUCAUGGGAAAUACAAGUGGCUUUCGUCAUAUUAAUGAACAAAUGAUAGCAGCUGAUGGAAUACAAACACGUCGAUCAGUUCGAAGUUCUUUUACUACAUCAGAUCGAAUUCAUUCAACAUUACAAAAAGCUGUUAAAGAUGGAAAUGUUCUCGAAAAAAUCAAAGCAUUUGAAAUGCAAGCAGCUGCAGCGGCUCAAGCUGAAUCAAUAACAAAACUAGGUGGUAUAAAUCAUCGAAUUCAACCUAUACAAUCAAUUGCACAUCGUACAUUAAGUCCACCUACUAUACAUCCUAUUCACAAUACAAUAUCUCCUAUGACAAUACAAGAACAAUCGAUUCAUUCCAAUCGUAAUCAUCACCAUAUUCAUUCAGGUCAACAACGUUAUGAUGGUGGUAGUCAUGCAUUAAUUCAUGGUCAUGAAUCUCGAAAAGGAGCUCAUGUUCUUGAGCCAGCUCAUGGUGAUAUUAUUCUUAAACGUCGAACACCUUCACAAAAAACAAUUGAUGAAGAUUAUUCAAUUACAGCUAUUAGUUCUAUGGCAUUAACAAAUUCUCAAGCUCAUCGGGGUGGUAAUCAUCAUCAUCAUCAUCAUCGAACAAGUGCAUCUCGUUCUCGACAUCGUCAAGAAAUGACGCAUGGUAAACGUACACCUAGUAAUCAUGAAAAUCUUUUACACAAACAAAAAGGAUCAAUAACACCAUCAGCUAAAUCUUCAACACGUCGUCGUUGGCUUAAAGGACGAAAAGAAACACCUGUUGAAAAUCUUCCUAUUCAAAAUAAUAAACAAGAAAUACCUACUACUAAAUCAAAUAAAAAUCAUAAAAAGAAAAUUAUUGAACAAGAAAAAAUUGAUCGAAAAAAGUUAUCAAAAUCUGAUAAAGAGAAAUUAACAUCGGAUAAUAAUCGUGUUUAUGGUGUACCAAAUACAAAUUUAAAUGAACAAAUUAAAAUUGAAGAAGAAUGUCAAUCUAAUCAUAUUGAUAAAAAAAAUAUUUAUAUACCAUUAAAAGGAGAAGAUAUAAAUCAAAUGAAAGAAUCUGAAAUAAAAAUUCAACAACGAACAAAUAAAAAACAUCAUCAACAAAAAUUAUCCAGUACAGAUGGAGAAAUUUUAAAUAAAGUUAAAGAAAAUCCUUCUCAAUUUUCUCAUUCGAAAGAUAAUCAUGUACAACAUUCUGAUCAUAAUGAUAAUGAUGAUGAUCAAAGUGGUGCCGAUGAUGUUUUUAUUGAAGAUGUACCUAUGAAACCUAUACCAAAUCUUACACGUCAUCAAUCUAUUGUUAAUCAUCCAAAUAAUCAAUCACGUCGUUUUCAACAAACAUCAUCGAAUACUCUUCGACGUCAUGCAAGUCAAUGUUCAGCCGAUGAAUUUAAGUCUGAACGAAUUAAUUCUAAUACUCUUAAGAAAAAAUCAUCACCAUUAACAUUAAUUACACGUAAAAAUAAAAUCAAUCAAGAUGAACAAAUUGUUUAUGAAGCACCACUUUCUGAACAAACACAAGCACCUAUAUGUAAUACACAUACAUUAAAGAAAAAACGUCCAUUUCAUACAAUUAAUACAAUAGGAUCUAGUACUAAUACUACACAUAAUACUACUAAUAAACAAAUUAGUAAACAAAUUCUUCAUGCUAUUAUGAAUUCAAUGAAUAAUAAUCAAGAACAGAUAAUAAUACCAUCACAAGCAUCACCAUCAUCAGUCAAUGAUGAAUUUUUUGAAAAUGGACCACUUACAAAUCCUGAAGAAACUCUUACAAAUGUUACAACUUCAAAUUAA